Molecule: messenger RNA, 2137 nt
Organism: Amoebophrya sp. A25
Lineage: Eukaryota; Dinophyceae; Syndiniales; Amoebophryaceae
Source: the annotation of a GenBank genome assembly
GGAUGCUAAGCCUCACGAUCUACAAACCAAGCUUGUCAAUCUAGCUACAACGGAGGAAGUUGCCAAUCUCAAUUAAGGAUCUACUCGAAAAAGAAGAACUACGUACCCAAGGAUAUUGUGAUCAUCCUUGGCUCGUUUUCGACUCGAAAAAGAAGAACUACGUACCCAAGGAUAUUGUGAUCAUCCUUGGCUCUUUUUCUACUCGAAAAAGAAGAACUGCGUACUAGGCGUACUCUCAACAAGGAGAGAGAUGCUAUUUGUUUAUGACUCUCAACAAUGAGGAUGAUGCUAUUCACUUGGUAGAGUUCUAACUCAAGGAGAGAUUUGCUAAACUUCCGGCAGAUUCUGAUUCUGGCUUUGUUUUUGAAAAGGAUGCUGAGGUGGACAAGGUGUACGAUGCGGCGGCUGCGCUGGUUGCUGGAGGAACGGAGGACAUGAAUUUUUCAGAGAUCUUCAGUUAAGAGUUGUAGUUAGAGAGAAAAUGAAGAUUGUUGACUUUGAAGACGUGUUUCAUAAGUCGAAGCUUGAUCUGCUUGUUAAGAGAUAGUAAACAGAGAAGACUCAGUCUUGAUGUGCUUAUGAUAGUAAACCGAGACCUUUUCACUUAAAUUUUUUAAGAGUUCGUCGGUCGGAGAGAACUUUUCUCAGAUUUCUCAGAGGAGCUUAAGAGCUCCUACCAGGCCUCUGCUCCAAUUCUCGGAAGUUUCGAAGAAGCCGACAUUUCAGGCAGUGGCUUUGUUCGAUGCUGCUACUUGGAACGCUAUGGAAUGCGACGAUGAGGUCUGUAAGCAGUUUAGGCCGGAACAAACCGGAAAGCGUAGAUUAAGGCUCUUAUCUAUGUAUAAUAUCUUCUUCUUCGAGUUCGAGAGUAGAGUGUCCGUCGUUAUCUCUAUAAUAGAGUCUUCAACGCAAAAAUAAGUACCAUGUACCAUGUACCUAUCUACUUUGUUUGUAGAGUGUCGUGCAGCUGUGCCGACUUUAUCCAUCCUAUCCUAGUGUUCUAGCCUCGUUUUGCUUUUCUUAGUGGUUGCCGUUGUGAUUGACUGCUGACAAAUAGAGAACUCACUCUUCUAAGUAGAGAACUCCGAAUGUGGUUACCGACUGAGCAGGGUGGAGGAGACUUGGAUGCGCAGGGAUUCUUAUCGGCAGCCAAAGCCUUAGCGGUUGCCGCUCACAUCGCUCAAGAUGAUUUAACUUAGGAGUCACGUUUUUGCUCAGGAUGAUUUAACUUAGCUAAAAAAAAAAAUGAAAAAAGGCGCACGGCCUUCAUGCUCCUCGCUGUUUUAUUUCUUUAGACUAGUAUGCAGUUUACAGGGCCUUACUCUUAAGCGAGUAAGCAUGUAGAUAAACUGAGUACUUCAAUUCUCGAAAGAGGAAACAUCUGAAACGAAAACAUCCGCUAGUCGUCAUCAUCCUUGUUUUCCUUUAUGUUCACAGUGUCAGACACUCUUCUAAUUUGUGUUGCCUUUUUACCCGAGUCAAGCAAUUCACGUGCUUCAGGCGCAAAUCAGGAAGUUCGACAACGAUAAGGAUGAAAUGAGUCAAGUUACUACGAUCAUGAAAAGAGUGAAGCUGGAAGAUUUUGAGGAGGUACUUCUACUUAAUAGCGCUACUACAUCUACUUAAUAACACUACUACAUCCACUUAAUAACACUUUUCUAGCACUACUACAUCUACCGAACAAGUACGGGGUUAUCAUGCUGUUGCCUGUUGCUGAUUGGGCCCUCUGGGAUGAAUAAUUAUCUUUUUCUUUCUGGGACUCAUUCAUAGUGUUUGUUUUUUCCUAGCCAGGUGCCACCACGCAAUUCAUAGAACGACUCAUAGAAGGACUUAUUAUAUCCGCUAUCGUCCAAGAACUACAACACCUCCAUUAUAGAUACUAGUAAAAUUUGUUUGUAGUAGUUUUUUGAAAAAGUUGCAUAGCAGGAAGACGUGAGUACUAUUGACCACGAGUGACGUAAAACUAAAAACUUUUACUUUAUUAAACUUUCCAAAUUCCUUCGUAAUAUUACUCUCUGCUACUGUGUUGAUUAGGUACUACGUUUCUUCAGACAACGCGGCAGUGAAUAACUCACUUAAUUUCCCUCGUCAGGCAAGGACCACCACCGUAGCAGUACCCCAAGGCGGGGGGGAGGGU